Molecule: messenger RNA, 930 nt
Organism: Grammomys surdaster
Lineage: Eukaryota; Metazoa; Chordata; Mammalia; Rodentia; Muridae
Product: olfactory receptor 7G2-like
Exons: 1
Coding region: 1-930 (309 amino acids)
Biological process (GO): G protein-coupled receptor signaling pathway
Cellular component (GO): membrane
Molecular function (GO): G protein-coupled receptor activity; olfactory receptor activity
Source: RefSeq, a predicted model, not a curated record
AUGGAAAUGAGAAACCAAACAGCUUUUUUAGAAUUUCAUCUCCUCGGGCUGACAAAUGAUCCUGAACUAGAACACCUUAUAUAUGGUAUAUUUAUGUGCAUAUAUCUUGUCACAAUUCUGGGAAACAUAGUCAUCCUCCUUGCAGUCUAUUCAGAUUCCCACCUCCACACUCCCAUGUACUUCUUUUUAUCCAUUUUGUCCAUUAACGACAUGUGUCUAAGUUCAAGCACUAUUCCCAAAAUGUUGGUGAACAUUCAAGCACAGAAUAACAAAAUCAGUUAUAUGCAAUGCAUCUCUCAACUCUGCUUUGUCUCAGUUUUCAGUGGUAUGGAAAAUUUUCUCCUUGCAGUAAUGGCCUAUGACCGUUAUGUGGCCAUUUGUAAACCUCUGAGUUACACAGUCACCAUGAACCCCUGCUGUUGUGCCCUUUUUGUUCUGCUCUGCCUUUUGUUUAGCAUUAUAGAUGCUCUACUCCACAGUCUGAUGGUGCUGCAGUUGUCAUUCUGCACAAACCUGGAAAUCCAUAACUUCUUCUGUGAACUUGCUCAGAUCCUAAAACUUGCCUGUUCUGAUACCUUCAUUAAUAACUUGCUUAUAUUUGCUGCAGUUUUCAUAUUUGCAGGUGGUGCAUUCUGUGGAGUCAUUUUUUCAUAUAUUUAUAUUUUGUUGUCAGUUUUGAGAAUGACAUCCCAAACAGGAAAGAAAAGAGCCUUUUCUACCUGCACAUCUCAUAUAUCUGUUGUAUUCUUGUUUUAUGGAGCUGGUCUUGGUGUGUAUUUCAGUUCCUCAAUAACUGAAUUUACAAGAUAUUCAGCAGUGGCAUCAGUGAUGUACACUGUAGUCCCUCAGAUGCUGAACCCCUUUAUCUACAGUCUAAGGAAUAGAGACAUGAAGAAAGCUUUUGGGAAAUUCAUUUCUUGGAUAUCUUAG